AUGCCAAACUGUGUGUGCCGUAUGCGAGCCACUGCAAAAAAUGUGACAUACCUGUCUGAGUGCGGUCUGGCUCCUCUCAACAACAGGAUAGUUGGAGGAGAAGCAGCUCCUCCAGGCAGCUGGCCCUGGCAGGUCAGUCUGCACACAUUCGCACACAUCUGUGGAGGAUCUCUGAUCAAUGACCAGUGGGUGCUGACUGCUGCUCAUUGCGUCUCAUGGCUCGGCAGCACUCCUUUUCUAACAGUGUAUCUGGGUCGUCAGAAUCAGAGUGAAUCUAACCCAAAUGAAGUCUCUCGGACAGUAACAAGGAUCAUUAUUCAUCCUGGAUACAACAUACCACGUUUUAACAAUGACAUUGCGCUUCUGAAAAUGUCUGAACCAGUGGUUUUCAGCAAUUACAUCUCACCCGUCUGCCUGGCAGCCUUCAACAGCACCUUUAACAUCGGGGAAGAUGCCUGGGUUACUGGCUGGGGCAACAUUGGAUAUGAUGAACCUCUUCCUUCACCAGGAAAACUUUUGGAAGUCGAUGCUGAAAUUGUGGGAACUCACCAGUGCAAAUGUGAUUACAGUAAGAUAGACGAUGACGUCAUCACUGACAACAUGAUAUGUGCUGGGUUUCGUGAAGGAGGAAAGGGACCUUGUUUUGGAGAUUCUGGAGGUCCACUCGUGAGCCAGCAGGGUGAUCGCUGGAUUUUGGCUGGUGUUGUGAGUUUCGGUGUUGGUUGCAAUGCGCCAAACUUCCCAUCAGUCUAUGCAAGAGUGUCCCAGUUUGAGAGCUGGAUUAAAAGCCACAUCACCAGAAACCGGCCAGGCUUUCUCACUUUUGUGUCUAACAACACAGAGGAUGUCCUAAACUCUUCCUGUACAACUCCUGCCCUGACCCCAGCAAUAAAUAUAUCUGAAGUGUGUGGUCAACCAUCACUCAACAGCAGGAUUGUUGGAGGAGAGACCGCUGCUCCUGGCAGCUGGCCUUGGCAGGUAAGUCUGCACAUCUUCGACCACUUCUGUGGAGGAUCUCUGGUUACUGACCAGUGGGUGCUGACUGCUGCGCACUGUGUUGAAAGGUUUGGUAGCAAUCCAGCUGGUCUGAGGGUGUAUCUGGGUCGACAGGUUCAGAAUGGGUCCAACCCAAAUGAAGUCACCCGGACAGUAUACAAGAUCAUUCUUCACCCUGACUAUGAUCCUUUUGUCAUUGACAACGACAUUGCUCUUCUGAAAUUGUCUUUACCAGUGAAUUUCACCAGCUACAUCUCACCAGUCUGUCUAGCUGCCUCAGACAGCACCUUCUACAGCGGGGUUGAGUCCUGGGUAACCGGUUGGGGAAACGUUGGAAUUUUUGGUAAUUAAAAC
This is a messenger RNA of Cyprinodon variegatus (sheepshead minnow), 1350 nucleotides long. RefSeq names its product tryptase-like. Gene Ontology annotation, biological process: proteolysis. The record is from RefSeq and is a predicted model, not a curated record. Bases 1 to 1347 code for a protein of 448 amino acids. Gene Ontology annotation, molecular function: serine-type endopeptidase activity. Lineage: Eukaryota; Metazoa; Chordata; Actinopteri; Cyprinodontiformes; Cyprinodontidae. The transcript is spliced from 8 exons.